AUGAGCAAGCCGGAGCCACUCUAUAGGGUUAACAGUAGACCACGGUCGAGCACUGUCACUGGUCUCUGGAGAGACCUCACGAACGGCUCUUCUUCAUGCUCGCCGUUCGUUCAGCUUUCAUGUUCUCCGCGUGUGAUUAUGGCUUUGACCCCGCCCCGGAGCCCAAGUCGACCCGCUUGGCCCCUGCCGUCUAUUGUGUCGGGAUCCUUCGGGAAUGAAUCACGAGCUGAUAGCGUUGACCGUGCCGACACUUUCACUGGACUCGAGGACUUCGUCGGUGACGACGAGCCCCUGGGUACGACGACACCAUCUGCCGUCUCUAUGACCGACUCCAUGGCCCGUCGUAGACUGCGAGUGAGAACGACGAGCAUUCCCCGUGCACGGGCCCCCAGCAACGUUCUGCAGAUUGAGAUAUAUACCCGACAAUGGGCUCUCGUUGAGUCCAAAGCGUUUCUAUUGCAAAGGCUCCUCAUCACAGUGUUCUGGUGUGCUCUUUAUGUACAUUUUACCAAGUACCUUUACAGAGACGAGGUUUGCGACCACGAUUCCUACGAGACAACGUUCAUACAUAAGCUGCUCGGCUACGGAUGGAGAUGCAAAUGGCUCACUGAUAGGAUACCGGACUGGCACGUCCCCAUGGAGAGGGUGUUUUUAUGGGUCGUCAAUCUUGACUUCUGCGUAUCGCUGAUUACAGCUAGGGAGAAGUUCAAGUGGCUGAAGCGACUCUCAACCAUAUUGGACAUCUUUACAAUGCCGCUUUUCAUGCUCGUGGUCCGAUGGGCUCUCGCCAUCGAUCCAGAAGAUUACCUCUCACUAUAUGGGUACACGAGGUUUAUGCGUCUCUAUGGGCUGCAUCGAACACUGGAACGCAUAGCAACAUCAACCUCUGAAAUCACGCUGAAGAUCAUAUCUAUCUCACUCGGAGUCCUCGGCAUCAUUUUCACUUUCUCUGGUGCUAUGUUCAACGAAGAGGCCCCCGCUGGCCUCAAAGGGGAGUUCACAGCGUUUUUCGAUUACGUUUACUUCUUUGUGGUCACCCUCUCGACUGUAGGCUAUGGUGACUUCGCCCCAGUCACUGGAUUCGGGCGCAUGUUAUGUAUCAACGCCAUCGGGAUAGUGGUGAUAUUCAUACCUGCUCAAAUUCGCGAGCUGAACACCUUAAUACGUCAGCCACGAGGCCAGAUAGGCGUUAUCCCCUCGCGAAAAACCUUGGGUGUCGACGGCAAGUUUGUGCUCGUUUUAACGGGCAAACUGUCUGCGGACGAACUCGACACUUUCAUCUGGGAACUCGCUCAUAGCCACGCGCUCUACUGCCACAAUGUUGUCGUUUUCACGACAUCGCCCAUGAAAGAUUUCGAGGAAGCCGUGGCAGAGGCACUGUCCAAAUUUGGAAUAAGAAUCUGCAUGAAAGCUGGGGACACCGCUAGUGGGGUUUCCCAGGAUCUCUGCAAGCUCCGCUGGGGUAUGGUAGGAGCUGUUAUCGUCCUCAGCGACCGUCGCUGUGGCUCUUGCGAGGUUGCAACCCCUCUCUCUUGCGAGCAAGUUUGUGAGGACCACCGCAGUGUUGUGCGAUGUCUGCACGUUCGGAAGUUCUGGGAUCAAGGCUUCGGUCUUUCAUGCCACUUGUUGAGAGAAGGCUUCUGCAGGAGCUCUCGCGGCAGGUUCUCUACGUUGUUCUGCAACAUGUUUAAAUCUCUCGCGCUCCCUGCCGGUGCACCACCCCAUAAGAUGCUGAGCGAGUUUCCCUGGGUCCGCAAAUGGCAGCAGUAUCAAGCACGUAUCAGAUCAGGCAGCUCGGCGGAAAUCCCGCAGUCACCUCUAUUUCCUGGUUUUAAAGAGUACCUGAACGGUGCUAUGAUGUGUGUGUAUCGUAUAACUUGCCCACCCUUCGUGGCAACUGCGACAUCUCCCUACAAGUUCGAAGAGCUUCUACUAUUAUUUGCGGACCAUUCACGAGUCUGUGUCUUCGGCACUGAACGAAUGACAUCAACAGGGCACAUGCUACUGAAUCCUUCCGGACAGGAAAUCAGCGCCGAAGAUGUUCUGAUAAUCCUCGCUUCGAGUGCGAGAAGAGCUCUUGAAAUACAAGCAAUGAGAUCACAUGCGGUCACCGGAGCGGCACCACACGGAUACAACCAUCUCACGUGGGGACUUCCGGCAUACUUUGAGUGGGGACACUCGCUCGAUCCCAGGGGACAGAUCCCUGGAAGGCCGGAGAGCGUGUCACGGAGGAUAUCGGAAGAUGAUACAGAAGGAUCAACAAAGAAGAAGCGUUCUUCAAGCGCCGGAGCUGUCCUAACCCGAGAUAUGUCGGACAAGCUUGCAGAUCUGGGACUUAUCGAUGGGCAAAAUGGUGGACCCGACAGGGCGAACAAGGCUGGAAGUCUACGGAGGCAGAAAACGUUCGCCGCUACUGGACGGAGAGCAAUUAAUGCUUUCAAAUCUAUGGGAAGCGUACACUAUAAGGGAACACAUACUGCAUAUGAUUUCUGCUACGCUGUCGUAGAUAUUCGCUUUAUCACCUCACUCAAGCUCUGGCACAGGGACUAG
Molecule: messenger RNA, 2550 nt
Organism: Perkinsus marinus ATCC 50983
Lineage: Eukaryota; Perkinsozoa; Perkinsida; Perkinsidae
Exons: 24
Coding region: 1-2550 (849 amino acids)
Source: RefSeq, a predicted model, not a curated record